AAUUAAUUCUGAAUCUGUGCAACAAAUUAGAACGCAAGUAUUUUUGUCAACAUGUCGGACAACGAGGACUUACUCGGCGAUGAUUUAGGGGACCACAGUCUCGCAGAUUAUAACCUCGGCAAUGAAGAAGAGGAGCAGCUUCUCGCUGAUGAUUAUGACAGUGGUCCGUCACAAAAUGUCCCCAGUUCGAAUAACUCUUCAUACAGUGAAUCAGUGGACACAGUACCUACUAGACAAAGCAUUGAAUAUACUCAGCCCGUGCCAUACACACAACCAGAGCCAGAAUGUGUUGUACCAAACAUAGUAGUGGAAGUACCGAACAUGCCACAAACGGAACACACAACAUAUGCACCAUUCAAUGAGCCAUAUGAGCAAGAACAUGCAGUACCACCAGCCAUUCCGGCCGCCCCUGCGGAGUCACCACAAAUCGUACCGUCGGAGAUGGUCCCUGCGCCGAAGCCCGCCAGCCAGCGCUCCCCGCGCGCGCGGAACAUUCCCGACUCGCUCGAUAAAGUGUUCGUACCGCGAAAUUCAUACAAUGGUCGCGGCCGCAGCUCGUGGAGAAACCCCCACUACCGACAGAACCAUCCCUACAGGCGGAAUAACACGUUCAGGGGGAACUUCGUUCAGCGCCCAUCAUUCCCUCCGCCACACAUUCGACCACAGAUCCCAAUCCAACCACCAAUCAGACCAGAUAUACCAGAGCAUCGUCCGGAUUUACCCCAAAUGGAUCGAGAAUUAUCCCCCGAGCGACCCCAUCCACCCCAAGAAAUGAUCCAACCUUCGAAUCCACAAAUUGAGAACCAACCUUACAAUCAAAACUUCCAAAGAUUCCAGUUCAGGAAUGAGGAGAGGCCAAAUUUUGGUCCAAACAUUCGACCCAACUUCGAACGUCCGAUGUUCUACCAGCGUCCUUACAAUCCAAGACAAUUCGGUCCCAGAGACAUGAUGCCCAAUAAUAUGCCCCAAGUCAUAAGACAACCUUUGCCAGUGAUGACGGUGAACCUGCCCAAGGGUAGGGAACCGGAAGUGAGAAUGUUGCCGGUUUUGCCCCCGAACCUACCGAACUUACCCCCUGGCGGGUUAGCUGGGAAGAAAGUUUUGAUCAAUCCUCACUUUAAAGGGAAUUUCCAACCGCCUGUCGAAGGGCUCCCACGAUACGUUCCGACGAGAAUACAAAAGAGCCCGCCUCUCAGUCCCACUCUGGAGAGCAAAUUCGGCCCCAUCAAGGACAUCGACGACGCGGCGGAGCGGUUCAUCGCCGAGCAGCGCAGCGCCCUCGCGCGCGCGCAGCGCCGCCACCGCGCCGAGCCGCAGAGAUACAUCGAGAACACGACAAUAGAGAUAGAGAACGAUCUCGCACGCAGCUGCGAGGAUCGCGAGCUGCUACGGAAACAGGAGGAGUUCAUCAACGCCAACAGAGCCGGUCUGCGGAGACGGAUGCGCUCGCCGUCGCCGCCGCGUUCGCCGUCCCCGCGCCGCAGCCCCGAGCGCCGCCCGCGGCCCUGCGACGAGGAGAGUGAGUACCGGCGGCGCGUGCGCGAGCAGGAGUCGCUGCGCGAGCGCGUGCUGCGCGCCAAGGAGCUGCGCCGCCGCAAGAACGCCACCGCCGCUGCCACCGUCGCCGCCGCCGCCGCCAUCGCCGCCACCGCCGCCGCCGCCGCGCCGCAGCGCGAGCCCGCCAGAGAUAAAGAUCAUCUGGACAAGGAAGUUCCGAAGGAAGAAAUAAAGCAGACGGAUGUAAAGGACGUUAAACAGAGCACCGUAUAUGCAAACGAUACUCAGCAAGUGAAGCCGGACACGACGAGAAAGACACCGGAGAGGGAGAAGGAGACGGAGGUGGUGGAAGAAAAGAAAGAGAGGAGAGAUAGGUCUCCUAUCAAGGUCGUGGAGAGCGCUGAAGCUAAUUCUACUUGUGAGACGCUGACGCCGCCGCCGCCGUCGCCCGAGCGCGGCGCCACGCCCCCGCUGCCGCCCCCCGCGCGCGCCGCCCCCGCCGCCGCCGCCGCCGCGCUCGACAGCGACGACGACCUCGACCUCAUCCUCGACGACAUCGACGACAUCCUCUCCGACGACGACGACUCCGGCCGCUUCAAGGAGAAGGCCAGCAAGGAUGAAGUACCCAAAACUGUUGAGAAGCAAGUCGACCUCCGCUCCAAACUACCUCCCAAAGUUGCAGAACCCAAGAAACCCAGACAGAAGAUAACUUUCAACGACAACAACGAAGAUAAAAAAAAGAAAGAUAAAUCUCCAGUUCGCCGAGUUGGCUUGGGAUCAAAAACGAGCCACGCUGUGAAAGCUGACGCUAAAACCGACAAGGAAAAAUCGAAAGUGGAAGUCAACUCCAUUACUAUUAAGUCGAGGCAAAAGAUUACAUUUGACAAAAAAGAUAGCGGGCGCUCGGCGCGGCGCGUGGUGCUCCGCGCGGCGCCCGACAAGUCGGUGUUCGCGCGCAUCGACGCCGACCCCUCGCAGCCCACGCCCUGCAUCUUCAGCCGCGCCGUGCGCACCGCCAUCGCGCCCGCGCCCCCCGCGCCCGCCGCGACCGCCGCGCCCCCCGCGCCCGCCGCGCCCGCCGCGCCCGCCGUGCUCGUGCGCAACCUGCCGCCCGGCAUCACGGACACGCGGCUGCGCACGCUCGCCGCCGAGUCGCAGAGCUUAAGUUUGGAUAAAGAGGAACGCAGCGCUAUUAUAAUAUUCAAAACGGGUCUCGCGGCUGAGAAUUUUAAGAAGAAAUUCAACAACAAGAUGGUCGCUGCCAGUCGUUUGACUGUUACUUUACAAUAGACUACAUAUUUAAGUUAACUGAUAGUAUUGUUUAACAUUCAAAUAUUUCUUAAGCCACUGCCACACCUGCUAAUUGUGAUAUCGUUACUGUUUUUAAUCUGUAAGUAAAAGGCGUUGCAACAUACAGGUCUAUCGAGUCACAGGUGUCGUCCUAAUAAUAAAAUAGGUAUAAUGUUACAAUCUCGAAAUAUUUUUUUAACUUAUAAAGUUCUUGUGAAAUAAAUUAGUUUUCGCUAAAGAAUUCCAUAGACUCUUGUUAAUGGACCUUUAAAAACCAGUGUUAAUAACACAAGAGUAUGUGACAAUACGCCUUCUAUAUGACCAACCUAAAGUUUAUGUUACGCUAAUCAAAAUUUGAUUUUAAUUUGAAUGAUGUAUAGAGUACCUUCAGCCACUCAGGUGUGACCGUAGCUUUAUAAAUAAUUCCGCACGACUUUGUAAACGAUAAUUGCCAUUAACAUUUUUCUUCUUCUAAUGAAAAUAUACUUUAUAGAUAUAUAAAUACAAACCAUGUAUAAUUAUUAUUAUUAAAUAUUUGUUUACACUUGUAUGAACAAACGCUACAGAUAUUAACGCGUAAAAACAGAAAUGCAUAGUUUUUGGUUAUUAUGCAAGUUAUACACGCUGUGAAAAUAUUUCCUUACGAAUCUGUAUAAACACUCAAAAGACAUUACAACAUUUCUGAACGACAAGAAUUUAAUUUAUUUUUCUUUAUUGUAAUUAUGACAAAUUACAAUAUCGAUAAACAUACAUACAUUUAUGUAACCGAAUAUAUGGUAUCCGUUUACAACGACUUGGACAUUUUUAAUUUUAUCAUAAAUUAAAUUUAUAG
Messenger RNA from Vanessa tameamea, 3619 nucleotides. RefSeq names its product titin-like. NCBI's taxonomy places the organism in Eukaryota, Metazoa, Arthropoda, Insecta, Lepidoptera, Nymphalidae. The coding region runs from base 52 to 2787 and encodes 911 amino acids. The transcript has 19 exons. The record is from RefSeq and is a predicted model, not a curated record.